UAGUACUCAUAAAUAAUGCUUUAGGAUUUUUUUUUUAUUUUGUUUUGUUUUGUUUUUUAACAUGAAAAAAAAAAAGCAGAAAAAAAAAGAAGUCGUUCAAUUUCCUUGUAGUUGCAGUCUCUCUCUUUCUGUUUCUCUCUCUAAAAGACAGCGUGUAAUACUCUGUCUGUGGAAGCAGAUCAAAUCCAUUCCCCAAAACCCAUUUUUUUUUAAUUUUAUUAUUAUUAUUAUUUUUUACCCCUUUCUUCUUCGUUGUUGCUGUUUCGGAAGAAUUUCAGAUUGACAACUCUUCUUCUUCAAAUCUUCAAUGGAAAGCUCUUAUCUUUCAGAUUAAACCCAAUCCCCCAAUUUCUUUGAAUAUUCAGAAACAAGAAUAAAUUGAUGAGUGGCAAAUUCCUGAAACCCAGAAAUUAUAUUCAUGUCCUAACCCUAUAUUCCUCUUUUGAUUUUGUGGGUUUGCUUAUUUUUCCCGAUUAUCGAGCUGGAAAUCAAGGGAUUAUCAAAUUGGAUGCAAAUUAGAGCUACCCAGAUUUGAGAGGAGAUUAAGAUCAACGUGAUUGAAAUUUUUUCAAUUGGAAGCAAAAUCGAGUUGGCUAUUUCACAAAUUUGUUUGAUUUGGGGAUAACCCAUAUGAUUGAAAAUGGUGGGUAUGUAGGAAAUCUAUGAAAUUUUGAGAAUUUAUUCUUAAAAGAUCUUGCAAUGGAGCCAAGACCGCCGUUAAUGAAGCUGCUGAAAUUGGGGCUUUUAUUAACUUUCUUCGUCAUUGUUGUUGAAUCCCAACAACAAACUCAACAAUCAUCCCAACAACAAUCUCAACAAUCACAGGCUGUGCAAGAUACAAUCAAUGAUCGACAACCACCACCACCACAAACACCGCCACCAUUCAUGCUCUCUCCUCCACCACCACCAUUGCCUUCGCCUCCGCCACCGCCUCCGCCUCCUCCUCCAAUUUCCCCACCUCGAAUGCCUCCUCCGCCUCCUCCUCCAAUUUCCCCACCUCCUUCGUCUCCGCCGCCUCCUCGAGUGCCUCCUCCUCCGCCUCCACCACCAUUGCCGCCUCCGCCAUCGCUACACCCUCACCCUCGUGUGUCGAAUUCGGAAGCAAACGCUAUGAGAAGCCAUAAACACAAGUCUAAUUUGAAUAUUGGUAAGAAGGUUGGGUUAUUGUUUGCUGGAAUUGCUGUGAUCUUGCAAGUUGGAGUGGUGAGUUUCUUAGCUUUUAAAAGGAGACAGCUUUAUAAGAUGCGUGACUAAUAUGAUUGCCUUAUGAUGAUCAAAUAGUUUUUUUUUUUUUCUUUACCUUUUUUCUUCUUCAUGUAUUCACUUGUUAUUCAUUACAGUACUAAAUUGUUUAGGAGUUAUAGUGAUUCUUUUUUCACGGUUGAGGCAUAAAAGGAGGCGAUUUAUCGUCGAUUCAGUUUGGAUUGGAUUGGAUUUGAUUAAGUUGGUGGGUAUAGCUGGAGAAUGUGGUGAAGAUGAGUGAUAGGAUUAAUCAGUUUUCGGAUGAUUCGAUGUCGGAAUGGAGGAUUCUAGUUGAGGGAUUGGAAUUGGAAUUUGAGCAAUUGAGGAUUAGUGAUUUGGGGUUCUCCUUGAUAAUCUACUUUUCUGUAAAUGGGGGUAAAUCUUUGAUUGUUUUUCUUUUUUCUUUCCUUGUUAAAAGUUGUGUUGAGAUUCAUAUAUCUUGUUUGCAAUACAUUGACUUUACAAUUCAUACUUGGGAAUAUGGAGAUUUUUCUACUCUGUAUUCAUGUAUUGGUU
Molecule: messenger RNA, 1758 nt
Organism: Chenopodium quinoa (quinoa)
Lineage: Eukaryota; Viridiplantae; Streptophyta; Magnoliopsida; Caryophyllales; Amaranthaceae
Product: neural Wiskott-Aldrich syndrome protein-like
Exons: 1
Coding region: 700-1254 (184 amino acids)
Source: RefSeq, a predicted model, not a curated record